Molecule: messenger RNA, 3806 nt
Organism: Fragaria vesca subsp. vesca
Lineage: Eukaryota; Viridiplantae; Streptophyta; Magnoliopsida; Rosales; Rosaceae
Product: putative disease resistance protein RGA3-like
Exons: 4
Coding region: 1-3162 (1053 amino acids)
Biological process (GO): defense response to other organism
Molecular function (GO): protein binding; ADP binding
Source: RefSeq, a predicted model, not a curated record
AUGGCAGCUGAAUUUGUGCUCACUUUCGCUGCUGAGGGGAUUCUGACCAAGGUGUCUUCACUUGCCGCUCAAGAACUCGCUCUUGCAUCGGGGUUCAAGGCCGAACUGGAGAAGCUCGGAGAGUCCGUAUCCAGCAUUCAAGAUUUCUUACGCGGCGCUGCGGAGAGACCAGAUGAUCAGGGCAAGGCAGUAGAGAAAUGGGUCAAGAAACUUAAACAGGUAGCUGAAGAUGCAGAUGAUAUUUUGGAUGAUUUCAACUAUGAACUUCUCCGGCGCAAAGUGGAGCUGCAUAACCACAUGAAGAGAAAGGUACUCAACUUCCUUUCUGCCUCCAAUCCUCUUUUGUUUCGUCUCAAAAUGGCGCAUAAGAUUAAGAAGAUCAAUAACUCCUUGGCGGUGCUCAAGAGUCAGGCAGCUUUCAUCAACUUGGUUGCCAAAAAAGGAUAUUCAAGGCAACGACGGGAUCGAUUGCAAACUGAUUCAUUUUUUGAGGAUGGUGAAAAAGUUGUUGGAAGGGAAGACGCUGUGACAAAGAUAGUUACGACGUUGAUCAGCUCCGACAAUCAGCAGAAGAAUCUUUCAGUUAUGGCCAUUGUGGGAAUGGCUGGACUGGGGAAGACGACUCUGGCUAAAUCAGUGUACAAUGAACCUGCCAUAUGUACACACUUCGAUAAAAGAAUAUGGGUGUGUGUGUCUAACACUUUUGAAGUGGAUACGAUUUUAAGUCAGCUGGUAGACACUGUAGUACCUGAAAAGGCUGGAAUGAAAUGCCAAAAUGCAAUUCUUGAAGUUCUGAGAAAGGAGCUAACAGGGAAUAGAUAUGUUCUGGUGCUCGAUGAUGUUUGGAAUAAAGAGAAGGAAAAGUGGGAUAGCUUGAUGAGUUGUUUGUCAAAGCUGAAUUCUAAUCCCGGAAGCUGCAUUAUCGUCACCACCCGUAGCACCGAUGUGUCAACUAUUGCUGAAACACUCCCCAGACCUGAGUUGAGAAAUCUAUCAGAGGAGGAAUGUUGGUCCAUUAUAAAGCAAAGAGCUUUAAAUUUAGACGAAAAUGGUUCAAUUGAUGCAGAACUAGAAAGAAUUGGGAGGGAGAUUGCUGAGAAGUGUGGAGGGGUACCCUUGGUUGCAAAGGUUUUGGGAAGCCUACUGCGCUCAAGAGCUAGUACAGUUGCUGAAUGGUCGUCAAUUCUAGACAAUAGAUUAUGGGAACUACCUGAAGGGGAGGACAGGAUCAUGAAGGUAUUGAAGUUGAGUUUUGAUAAUCUGGAGCCAUCGCCAUUGAAACAAUGUUUUGCAUAUUGCUCAAUGUUGAGAAAAGAUUUCGAAAUUGAAAGAGAUAAUUUGAUCCAGCUUUGGAUGGCUCAAGGAUUACUCCAGACUUCAACUGUCGAAAAUCAUCAUGAGAUGGAGGAAACUGGCAAAGAAUAUUUUAACAUUCUACUAAACAAUUCCUUAAUUCAAGAGGUAAUUGAAGGAGGCACUAUUACGAAGUACACAAUGCACGAUCUUGUGCAUGAUCUUGCAGAAAAAGUGUCUGAAAGUGAGCGCUUGACACAGGAGUUGAAUGAUGAUGUUCGACAUGUUGCACGUAGUCGACCUCCUUCAACACUAGAAAACAUGUCAGAAGUAACUGUUGGGAGAUUGCGCUCACUAUUUUCAAAUGACCAGGUCCCAGAGAUCAUUUUCUCCAAGUUCAAAGCAAUGCGGGUCUUAAGUUUAGAUACAGCAGUUAUGAAAGAGUUGCCAAAUUCAUUUUGCAAGCUGAAGCACUUGAGAUAUCUAGACCUCUCAGAUACAGGAAUCACAGCACUUCCCAAGUCAAUUGGCAAGCUCUAUAACCUUCAAACAUUGCGAAUGCUGCGGAAUUGGCAUCUGAACAAGCUUCCAAGGGAGAUGCAAAACUUGAUCAACUUGAGGCAUCUCGUCCUAAUUGACUUUUGCAAAUGUGGAGAACUCCCGAUACUAGGCCAUCUACCGUUCCUUAGAGAUGUGGAGAUACGUGGUAUGCAUAACCUAAAACGCUUUGGAAGUGAAAUUUAUGGUUAUGACCUUGUUUACGAGGCUACGCGAGAGAAGGAGACGAUAGUCUUAUUUCCAGCACUAAAAACAUUAAGCAUUAGGGGGUGCGAUGAGCUAAUUGAAUGGAUGGAAGCACCCACAACGACGACGACAAAAGUAGAGGUGUUCCCUUGCUUGGAGAAGUUGAAGGUCGAAUAUUGUCCAAGUAUUGGGUUCAUUCCAAUUCCCCACGGCAUGGCAUCCCUCCGCGAACUGCGGGUUGGCAGCUGUGAUGCAUUAUCUAGUAUUGGCCAACUCGAUCAUUGCACCUCUCUACAGGAAUUGAAGAUUUACAGCUGUAAUGCAUUAUCUAGUAUUGGCCAACUCGAUCAUUGCACCUCUCUACAGGAAUUAGAGAUUAACAGCUGUAAUGCAUUAUCUAGUAUUGGCCAACUCGAUCAUUGCACCUCUCUACAGGAAUUGGAGAUUAAAUGGUGUAAUGCAUUAUCUAGUAUUGGCCAACUCGAUCAUUGCACCUCUCUACAGGAACUGUGGAUUGACAGCUGUGAUGCAUUAUCUAGUAUUGGCCUAACAUCCUCACAGGGCCUUCCAUCUCUCCGGGAAUUGAUUAUUCAACGCUGUGAUGGAUUAUCAGCCCUACCGAGCGGGAUUGAAAACUGCACCUCUCUUGAGCUACUAUGUGUAUUCGAAUGCAACGGUCUACAAUCUCUUCCAGAUUUCCGCAGUUUCACAUCCCUCCGUGACUUGCAGUUAGGUUCUUUCUGGGAGGACCUCGACUCUUUCCCUGAUUUUCAAGUUCCAUCCCAACAACUUGUCUCAUUAGAGUUGUACGGGUGGCCUAAGCUCAAGUCUCUUCCUCAACAAGUUCAACACUUGACUUCGCUUACGAGGUUGGAUAUAAGUUCUUUCAAAGGAGUGGAGACUUUACCAGAGUGGCUGGGCAACCUUGCAUCUCUCAUGGACCUGAGAAUUUCGAAUUGUGAGAAUCUCAAGUAUCUACCUUCUCUCGAAGCAAUGCAACGCCUCACCAAAUUACAGUGUCUAGAAGUUAUUGGUUGUCCACUUCUAGAGGAAAGAUGCACCAAGGACAGCGGCGAAGAAUGGCCCAAGAUUUCUCACAUUCCAUGUAUCGAAAUUGAUUAUUGAAGAUUUGAAGCCAUGCAAUGCCUCAGUGAAGUACCCACGUUUUGAUGGACAUGGCUUUCAUGUUUCAAGAGAAAGAUGUACAAUACCUGGCUUUGUGGGAGUCUCGUGUUGAGCAAAUUUAAUCACUUCUCCUCUCUAAAAGUCGAGCUCUAUUCUGUGCUCAAAUGGAAGAACAAGUAGUCCAACUGAUACGCACUAGGUGUGCAAACUGCGUUUGCUAUCAGCUGCUGCUGGAACAGACUUCUGUUACACUUCUCAGUUGUGCACUCUCUUGGUGUUUCUCAUGGGGAUGCUUCAACUAUAAUGAAUGGAGCACAUAAGGUUUGCAGUUAGGUACUGUGGGCUUGUUUGGGAACUACCCAAGUAUGAUUAGUAGCGUAUUGCAAGCCUCAUGAUUAGUAGCGUAUUGCAAGCCUCAUGGUGGUUCCAUAUUUAUAAGAUUCCUUUUGGUGGUAUGAUCUUGUUGUGAAUUAUGGUAGAGAUGUAGAGGAAUUUUCACUGAAAGAUCGAAAGCUUGUGAGCUUUGGGUGUAAUUGGCGUUUUUCCGUUUUGGGUGUAAGCAGAUGAUGAAUGUACAAGCGUGAUGAUUAGCUUUGGUUCUAUUUUACAUUCAAUUCUCUGCUAAGAAGCAAGAAUGCAAAUGA